ACAAUGACUUUGUACACAUUGAACAAAAAGCAGUGCAGGCCUAAAUUUAAAACAUUUUACCAAACGUAAUUUUUCGACAAAACAAUAAUAAAAAAAUAGUCUUGCUUCCUUAAUCUGAAAUUGUCAGUCUUGCAAUAAAUAGUGCAGGGCAAUUAUGAUGUUCAGUUGUGAUGUGCAAGUCAGUCAGCCACCGGAUGCAAAUGUGAAGGAUGCAAUAGAUGACACAUACAACAUUAUCGAAUUCCGUAAUACUAAGAUACCGACGAAAAUUCCAGAGCCCGUACGCUUGGACAGGAGCGGGUGCUGCAUCCACAGAAGCACUCGAAAAUACAUCCGCCUGAUGAAGUCAUUGCAGAGCAAGAGCAAACUUGACGAAAGUUACAACAGCAGCAGUACUCUGGUUUACACAUGCAAUGAUUCGGGUGUCCAAAUGGACUUCUCAACUGCAAAGGACGAUGAAUUAAUCAUUGAAUUGCUGUCACGUGAUUCGGAUAGCUCAACGUCUCAACUGCAUUGCAGCACUGAGACACUUCCGCAAAGUGAAAGUUUACUGGAAUUGAAGGCGGCAGAGGAGCAGACUCUCAGAGUCCUGCAACUUGCAGUGGCCGAAAUGGAAGCGGAUGUUGAAUUGAAUGCUCAGAUACUGGAGGAGCAGAUAAAGCUUGAGCUGGGGAAGCAUCUGAAUUUGGAAGUUGAACAGAUAGUCGAACAUGAGAUUGAGCAAAUGCCACUGCAGGAGGAGCUGCAAGUGGAGCCGACGGUGGAGCUGGUGGAAGAAGUGCCUGAGGAGGUAUCAGAGGAGAUCCCGCAAGAGCUGGUAAAAGAGCCGCCACAUGAGUUGCUAAAGAUGUUGCCGCAUAAACUUUCGGCGGAACUAACGGAGAAGCUGGCGAAGCAUCCGGAACCGAAAGAACAAUUCGUGGACUUGAUUGAACCGAUUGAUCAGAUUGAGAAACUCUCCAACAGCAUUCUUACGCCACGUGAGCGAAAGUAUGUGCGAAUGGAGCAACUCCUUGAAGCGGAGAAUAACAUUCAAAUGCUGCAUAAGCUGCUCCAGCCGAACAGCGAGACGAAUCUUGUGCAGCACCCCGAAGGUGAAUUUGUUCUAGCUGACACCGAUAAGGAGCGGUUGGAGAUAAUUCCCGAUAAUGAAUCUGAAUGGACAAGCAAAAAUGGCCUCUUACAGUCGCUGUUGACAUUUAUUUGCAGCAAAAGCAUCCUUAAACUGAGCUAUCCUAUACUAUUAUGUGGCAUGGCCGUCGGUUUGGUUUAUUACUUUCAUAAGGACUAGGGCAUUGUCGGCGUAAUAUCUUUUUUAGAGUACUCUAAACAACAACAAAUUGAAGAGCGUGUAUAUGUGCGAUUUAUGUAACAAAAUCGAUUUGCAUUUAUUGUAUAAAGCACAAAAAUCGCCGAUUCAUUAAAAUAUCACUAAGACACUACAAAACUCGCAGGGUACAAAGUCACAUCCCACAAAACUUAAUAAAUAAAAAUGCGUCAAAACCCUCUCAUUUCAUAAA
Messenger RNA from Drosophila grimshawi, 1520 nucleotides. RefSeq lists its product as uncharacterized. The transcript is spliced from 2 exons. Lineage: Eukaryota; Metazoa; Arthropoda; Insecta; Diptera; Drosophilidae. The coding region runs from base 155 to 1291 and encodes 378 amino acids. The record is from RefSeq and is a predicted model, not a curated record.